AUGUAUGCACAUGGUCUGUACAAUCGCUACUGCGUCUGGACGGGCUGGUUCUGCCAUAUCCUUCUCGUCACGAUCGAGCUGGUACACUUGGGAUACUUUGCGCUCGAUCUUGCCGGCCGCCUGCACCAUGUCCCUGCGUAAGUCCAGCCAGCAUCCCGGAGCCAUUCCAGCAGCAAGAAGAUCCACUGACUUGAUCACAGUGGAUACGGUGUCGGAUGUGCUCUCGCCUUCUUGUUUUAUUGCACGGAGCCAAUGGAGGUGGUGCUAUGGUCCUAUCACCUCCUGGAACCCUGGGUUUACCUCUCGCUUCAGACCUGCAAGGCCGCACUGUGGAGUGCGCUUUCCGGUGUUGCGAUCUGGGUCACAAUCUGGUCCGCCGUCCAGCCUUCAUGGAUGAGAGGGCCCAUGCACGCGGCACACGUCCUCACAGUGUAAGUCAGGUGUGGAGGAUGUGCUCCCGAAUCCGACAUGCUGAUGGACGUGACCAGCUUGUCGUACUGGACGACGUUCAUCUACGCCACGAUGGUCUUCCACCAGCACAGAAAAUCCAAGGGAUAUCAAGAAGAGCUUGGAGGAAUUGAGGAAGCCGGCGAGCGUGCCGAUAUCAGAUUGGCCGGUCAUCGCCAGCCAUCCGGAGUGUACAGGCCGGCAUCCAGCAUUUAUGAGCCAUACUAG
Molecule: messenger RNA, 675 nt
Organism: Lecanosticta acicola
Lineage: Eukaryota; Fungi; Ascomycota; Dothideomycetes; Mycosphaerellales; Mycosphaerellaceae
Source: the annotation of a GenBank genome assembly